AUGGGGAGGCGGCCCCUGGGGGCGGGCCAGGGCGGGGCGGGGCGGUUUAUAUGGUCGCGCGCGCGGGCCGCUGGCUGCAGACAAUACGCCUCUCGGUUCCAGCGCUCCGGGCGUCGCCACCACCGCCACCACCGCUACCGCCACCGCCACCACCUACGCGAGGCGAUGUCUCGGGACCCCGGCUCCGAAACACCCCGUCGCUGGCGGGAGCUCCAGUUCCCCGUUGGCAGCCGUGCCAGCCGCGGCCCCUGCGGGCCUCAGUCUCCGCAUCUGUGCAAUGGGGCGGCCCCUUUUCGCCGCGCCCGGGGCACCAGACGUCCCAUCGCCCUCCUCCUUCCUCCUGCGCAGCCUCCGGGGCGGCGGUCCCACGUCCUCCCCGGCCGUGCGGACCCCGCCAGCCCAGGGCCGCGACGGCACAGCCGCGCGGGCACCAAAAAAGGAAGAUGGCGUCGGCACGGGUCCCCGCCGGCCCCGGGGCGCCCCGGCGCCGCGCACCUGCGAAGGGCGGGAGACGGCCUGGCUGCGGGACGCGGGGAAGUCCGGAACAGGAACUGCGCGCGCGGCGGGCGCGGCCGCGCUCCGUCUGCCCGCGCCCCGAGCAGAGAAGAAAUGUCUCAAGCAAGACCUGUCUCUAGGAACCUCUUUUUUUUGUACACCUUCCUGCAAAAUCAUGGCCCUGGCUCCCUGCACGAGCAAGUUGUGGGGGUUCCCGGCGUGACGGUGACUGAUGUCUUGGAGUUCGAUCCUGAGAUCUCCCCUGACCGUGACAGCCUCCACGAGUUGGCCGCGCAGCUAGCCUCCACUGCCGAUGACAUGGAGCUGAGGUUCGUGCUAUGCCAGUUUGCUGAGCUGCCUUGGAUGGUCAUAUACAGCUUGUUUUUCACCUACAACCAGACAGGCCUGAGAGAUGUUUAUAGAAGUUUUAUGUAUGCUGUCACUAACCUUAGGGAGAACAGAAGGUUCCGGAACUUUCUGGCCGGCAGGGGCAGGGUAUUCCCCGGCCCGUGGCGCGAGAUGGUGCUGUCCCUGCUGCUGGGGGUGCUGCUCAGCUGUGGGUGCCGCCUCGCCCACUGACAGCUGCCCGUUGGUGUGGGGGCAGGGCUGGCCCCUCCCCCUCGACUACCACCCUGGAGGUGGCCUUGUUGGUUUUGUUGUCUUUUUAACAUUUCCUGAUGACUUUUUUUUUAAUUUAAACUCUUGAGUGCUGGGACACGACUGAGGAUCAUACUAGCUUUUUGUACGAGAGAUGAAUUCAUUAUACCUCUGGGGCUGUUACUGGUUAACGCGCCCUCUCUCCUGGCCCCAGUCUGCCUGUCCUGAGAAGGAGCCUUCCUCUCGUGGGUGGGUCAAGGAGCAGGCGGCAGGGGGAGCGCUGGUCACACCCCUGUGUCUGUGAUGCCCGUGACAAAAAAAAUCUACUGGAAUAGAUUUCUGUGGGGUGAGGAGAGCUCAAUAAAAUGUUGGUUUCCAGCCA
Molecule: messenger RNA, 1474 nt
Organism: Camelus dromedarius (Arabian camel)
Lineage: Eukaryota; Metazoa; Chordata; Mammalia; Artiodactyla; Camelidae
Gene: BIK
Product: BCL2 interacting killer
Exons: 6
Coding region: 1-1074 (357 amino acids)
Biological process (GO): apoptotic mitochondrial changes; apoptotic process; male gonad development
Source: RefSeq, a predicted model, not a curated record